AUGGCACAAAAUUCUAUCGUCUCGAUAAGUGAAGAAAAAUGGGAGAUACGUAACUUUACCUUCGGUGACGAGACUCAUGUAACGACACGUAAUCCACAUCGUUUCAUAAAUGCGUUUCAGUUUGGAGGAAUUCGGCGUGGGUUCUGCAAAAAAAUUGAUCUCAGCAAGAAGCCAAAGCCUGUGGCUGAAUUGGAAGAAGGUGAAGUUCAACCCCCCAACAAGACACAGUGA
Sphenostylis stenocarpa is the source of this 231-nucleotide messenger RNA. Lineage: Eukaryota; Viridiplantae; Streptophyta; Magnoliopsida; Fabales; Fabaceae. The record is from the annotation of a GenBank genome assembly.